AUGAGCACUACCGAGGCUCGUGGAAUCAUCCGAACUGUUCAGUCUGUGGCUGAGGUUUCAAAAACCAGGAAUUGUGUGAUGUGGUGCCUCUACGAACAUGAGCUUUCUGAAUACUUCAAAAAUUCUUCCCGUCAUCCGAGAUGCACUUUAUGCGAAGGAACACCGGGGUUUGAAGGGGACGCCGAAUUUGCAUUGCAUUGCGUGACAGCCCAUGUCGAAGCCUACUGUACACAGUGCGAGCGUAUCGUUGAUAAUUUAGAAAAACAUUAUAAGGGUUCGCUUUUGCAUCCCAAGUGCGUAUGGUGUAAAUCAGAGGAGCGUAUCGGUUUUCCGGAGGAAGAGGCUUAUGUCGACCACCUCAGGACGGUGCAUUUUGGUACCGAUGGUUUGCUUGCAAAAUCUCAGGUCUGGAGCAUUGGUCUUUUCGGUGAUGCUUCUGACGCAAUGAGCAUCCAGUAUCAUUUGAUCGCAAAGACCAAAACUCCAAGCUCCGGUAUUCGUCAUCCCACAAUCCUUGAACAAGAGGAUGCUAAUAAUGCGAUGGUCCAAAACUUUGUUAAUGACGACCCACCAGCGCCGACCGGAAGAUCAUUGACUUCCGAGAUGUAUGCAAAAUCUCAUGAUUGGUGGUUACACUUCGAUCCCUUUGAGAGGGACAAUAGCAUCCAUGGAAAGAUGUCCAGUAUGCAGCCAGCCGUUGCUGCUCUAUAUGUUGUUCGAACUGCACUUAAACUGAGGCGGUGUUGGAUCGCGAAUCGCGCUUUGGACCAAAUUGAGCGUAAGGUUACCUCUUACAUUGAAGACAACGGAAAAGAUAGAAGCAACCCUUAUUACAAGUCCGCACAGAGACGGAUUUUAGAUGGGGAUUUUAGCGGGACAUGGUAUUGCACGGGAACCCUCUCGAUGACCAGAUCAAGUUGUCAGGAAGCUAGGACUGUCGACGCGAGUCUACGAAAUCUUAGUAGAGAGGACUGGAUUGAAUUUUCGAGAGAAGAAUUCUUAACGAUGCAUCAACUUCAGAUCAUGUCAGCGGUAUACGAGAGACAAGGAAAGGAGAACAGUCAUCCUAUCUUAUUUCCCUGUGUUUCUGGAUUCGGUGAUGGUCUAAUAUUUGAGGCACUGUUCACUGUAGGAAGCUAUGCACCGGGAAUUUGCUUAAUGGCCAUAUUUCGGAUAUAG
Desarmillaria tabescens is the source of this 1179-nucleotide messenger RNA. RefSeq lists its product as uncharacterized. Lineage: Eukaryota; Fungi; Basidiomycota; Agaricomycetes; Agaricales; Physalacriaceae. The transcript is spliced from 12 exons. Bases 1 to 1179 code for a protein of 392 amino acids. The record is from RefSeq and is a predicted model, not a curated record.